This is a messenger RNA of Acyrthosiphon pisum (pea aphid), 697 nucleotides long. RefSeq names its product lachesin. Gene Ontology annotation, biological process: synapse organization. NCBI's taxonomy places the organism in Eukaryota, Metazoa, Arthropoda, Insecta, Hemiptera, Aphididae. Gene Ontology annotation, cellular component: neuron projection membrane. The record is from RefSeq and is a predicted model, not a curated record.
AGUCUGACGUGAUGAUCGGUGAUAUGGGAGAAGCCAGUUUUAACGAUGGCGAACAACAGUCGGAUACCGUCGACCAGCAGCAGAAGACGUCCAACUACGAGCCGCUAGAGAGGCGAAUGACGCCGGGCGGAUCGAUAACGUUCACCUGUAGGAUCGGACUGAUCGACCAGGGCCGGCAGAGCAUACUAUGGUAUCACGACGACAAGCUCAUUUCGAUAUUGGACCGUAGAGGCAGUUUGAGUGUGGAGACGGACAGAUCAUCGAAUUUUUUCGCCAGUCGACUUACACUUGCUAGUGUUACUAGAUAUGACUCUGGAAAGUACACUUGCAAGUCUGGCAACACGAAUUCUACUACAUUUACACUACAUGUUAUAUCACCAGCGAACGGAUUAGCUUUGCAAGAUGGUUUGAAAUCAAAAGGUUCACGUAAUUACCAACACGAUUAUGUUAUAUCAAUGAUCAUAUUUAAUUUCAUUGCAUGCUCAAUAUUUGUUUUUAAAUUGCCUUAAUGAUAAACAUAAUAUUUGUAAUAUAUAUUUUACACAUUUUUGUAAUUAUUUUUACAUUAGUUUUCAAUAAGUACCAUUAUUUUAAUACGAUUUUCAUUUUAUAUUUUUUGGGAUUAUAAAUGAAAAAUAAAAAAAUAAAAAAUAUGUACAUGUGUACCUAUCAAAUAAAUGUACGUUGUGUAAUAAUG